Molecule: messenger RNA, 4819 nt
Organism: Harpia harpyja (harpy eagle)
Lineage: Eukaryota; Metazoa; Chordata; Aves; Accipitriformes; Accipitridae
Gene: STXBP5L
Product: syntaxin binding protein 5L
Exons: 28
Coding region: 746-4417 (1223 amino acids)
Biological process (GO): regulation of exocytosis; regulation of protein secretion
Cellular component (GO): plasma membrane; SNARE complex; cytoplasm
Molecular function (GO): syntaxin binding; myosin II binding; GTPase activator activity
Source: RefSeq, a predicted model, not a curated record
CGCGGGGCGGGUGGGUGGUGAGGAAAGUGAGGGGCUUCCACCUCGCCGUGGGGCUGCCGGGCCGCGCACCCACCCGGCCGGGAGAGCCCGAGGGGGAGAGAGAGGAGGAUCAAGGGCAGCGGCGGCUGCCGGCACUUGCUGGGGUGGGCAGGUAACUAGACAGCGGGAGUCGCGGCUGAGGCGAAGGGGGGGGAGAGGGAAUCCGCUCCCCCGAAACCCCGGAGGCAAAGAUACCCCUGACUGAAAGGGUUUUGAGGGGAAGAGGAAACUGAACGUAGCCCAGUUUUUUGUAGUUUUGUUAAAAUAAUCAAGUACCGAAGGCAAAUCUUAGGCAGAAAGGAUAGAGAGAUGGAGCCUACUGUGUUGGAUGCCGGCUUGAAUUUUUUAUUUACUUUUCCGUUUUAACCACUGCUAAAUGUGGAUUUUGUGAGAGAACCCGAUGGCGGUUGUUCCAUUGUUCCUUGUUUGAACGUAAACCUUAGUUCUGCUGCUUGUGGAAUUAUUUUUUAUUUAUUUAUUUAUUUUUUAAAAGGACCUUCCCAGGUAGCUUUUACAUCUGACAAAAUGAAGCCUUUGUAUUUUUCGAUCAAUUAUACCUAAUAUAGACCUUCGGUUUGGUACAAGAGACUUAAAGUGCUGCCUCACUCAGAGGACCAUUAAAGACUUUCUCUUUCGCUACAUGUAGCUGAAUGUGUUACGACACAUCCUUUCUCCCCCCCCAAAUCUUCCUAAAGAUUUUUCCAAAAUGAAGAAAUUUAAUUUUCGCAAAGUUUUGGAUGGUUUAACUGCCUCAUCCCCUGGUGGAAGCAGUGGUGGUGGCAGUGGUGGUGGAAGUGGGGCUGGUGGUGGCUCCGUGCACCCAGGAGGGACUGCAGGAGCUGCAGGGACACCCAGAGAUGAGAUCCAGGAGACGCUCACUUCAGAUUAUUUUCAGAUUUGUAAGACGGUUCGCCAUGGCUUUCCUUAUCUACCCACUGCCUUAGCUUUUGACCCAGUUCAGAAAAUUCUGGCAAUUGGAACAAGAACAGGAGCCAUACGAAUAUUGGGCAGGCCUGGUGUUGAUUGCUACUGCCAACAUGAAAGUGGUGCUGCAGUUCUGCAGCUCCAGUUCUUAAUCAAUGAGGGUGCUUUGGUCAGUGCAAGUGCAGAUGAUGCACUUCAUUUGUGGAAUCUCCGUCAGAAACGACCAGCUAUCCUACAUUCUCUGAAAUUUAACAGAGAAAGGAUUACUUACUGCCAUCUACCUUUCCAGAGUAAAUGGCUUUAUGUUGGAACGGAGAGGGGAAAUACACACAUUGUAAAUAUUGAGUCCUUCAUUCUUUCUGGAUAUGUUAUCAUGUGGAACAAGGCAAUAGAACUAUCCACAAAGACUCACCCUGGGCCAGUUGUACAUUUAAGUGACAGCCCAAGAGAUGAGGGAAAACUAUUGAUAGGCUAUGAAAAUGGGACUGUCGUAUUCUGGGACUUACGAUCUAAAAGAGCUGAUCUGAGAGCUUAUUAUGAUGAGGCUAUUCAUUCUGUUGCUUGGCAUCAUGAAGGAAAACAGUUCAUGUGCAGUCACUCUGAUGGCAGCUUGACCCUAUGGAAUCUGAAGAGUCCUAACAGACCAUUCCAGACCACAAUUCCACAUGGAAAAAUUCAGAGAGAUGGAAAAAAACCUGAAUCUUGUAAACCAAUUCUUAAAGUAGAGUACAAGACCUGUAAAAACAGUGAACCAUUUGUGAUAUUUUCUGGUGGAUUGUCAUAUGACAAGGCUUGUCGAAGACCAAGUUUAACCAUCAUGCAUGGGAAAGCAAUUACAGUUCUUGAAAUGGAUCACCCUAUAGUUGAUUUUUUAACUCUCUGUGAAACCCCAUAUCCAAAUGAAUUUCAAGAACCCUAUGCUGUAGUUGUGCUUUUGGAAAAAGAUCUCAUUGUUGUUGACCUGACACAAAGCAAUUUUCCAAUCUUUGAAAAUCCAUAUCCUAUUGACAUUCAUGAGUCACCUGUUACCUGCACAGAAUAUUUUGCGGACUGUCCUCCAGAUUUGAUUCCUGUACUCUAUUCUGUGGGAGCAAAACAUAAAAAGCAAGGAUACAGCAAUAAGGAGUGGCCUAUCAGUGGUGGAGCAUGGAACCUUGGAGCUCAGACUUAUCCUGAAAUCAUUAUUACAGGCCAUGCAGAUGGAUCAGUAAAGUUUUGGGAUGCUUCUGCCAUUACUCUACAGAUGUUGUACAAAUUAAAAACAUCAAAGGUCUUUGAAAAACAGAAAGUGGGAGAAGGAAAAGCAACAGCUGAGAUUGUGGAAGAAGAUCCUUUUGCUGUUCAGAUGAUAUACUGGUGUCCUGAAAGCCGAAUUUUCUGUGUGGCGGGAGUUUCUGCAUAUGUGGUGGUUUACAGGUUCAGCAAACAUGAAGUAAAUACUGAAAUUGCAUCAUUAGAGGUACGACUUCAGUAUGAAGUAGAAGAUAUCAUUACUCCUGAACCGGAAAUAAUUCCUCCAUUUCCAGAUGCCUCCUCCCAGCUUCCUUCUUUAAAGAGCCUUUCAGGCAGUACCAACACUGUAGCAUGUGAAGGAACGAUGAAGGAUAGUAUCCCAUGUCUUAGUGUUAAGACUCGGCCCCUGCGAAUGCCUCCUGGAUACCAAGCAGAUCUUGUUAUUCAGUUGGUGUGGGUGGAUGGUGAGCCUCCACAACAGAUUACCAGUCUUGCUGUAAACUCUGCUUAUGGACUAGUGGCAUUUGGAAAUUGCAAUGGUUUGGCCGUUGUGGAUUUUAUGCAGAAGACCGUACUGCUGAGCAUGGGAACCCUUGACCUAUACGGAUCAAGUGAUCCAUACCAGCGUCAACCCCGUUCACCUCGCAAAAGCAAGCAGUUUGCUGCAGACAACUUUUGCAUGCGUGGCCUGUCUAACUUUUAUCCAGAUUUAACGAAACGGAUCCGUACUUCCUAUCAGAGCCUGACUGAACUCAGUGACAGUCCAGUUUCCCUGGAGCUAGAGCGUUGCAAGUCUCCCACUUCAGAUCAUGUGAAUGGUCACUGUACAAGUCCAACAUCCCAGAGCUGCAGUUCAGGAAAACGACUUUCCAGCGCAGACGUCUCAAAAGCAAACCGCCGAGGGCCUGGGAGGCCCCCCUUCAGAAAAGCGCAGUCUGCAGCCUGCAUGGAGAUUUCUCUCCCAGUCACCACAGAAGUAGGUUACAUUUCCAGACGGGCAAUGCUUCAGCAAUUACACGGAAUCAGUACAUUCUCACACGACGAGCGUCACUAUACUGCUCACACAUGGAUGAACAAAGAAAAUAGGGAAAACUCCUUCAGCCGUUCCCGAAGCUCCAGCGUGUCCAGUAUCGACAGGGACUCAAAGGAAGCAAUUACUGCUUUGUACUUCAUGGAGUCUUUUGCCCGAAAGAAUGACUCUGCUGUCUCCCCCUGUCUCUGGGUUGGAACAGGCCUCGGUAUGGUCUUAAUCCUCUCCCUUAAUCUGCCUGCUAGUGACGAUUUACGGCAGUCAGAGCCAGUCAUGGUGUCGCCAAGUGGCACAGUUCUGACACUGAAAGGAGCCGUGCUGACCUUCGCGUGCUUGGACUGCAUGGGGACGUUGACACAUCCACCGUAUGAAGUAUGGAGGGACCCACACGGUGCUGAUGACGGUGAAAAAACAAGAAAAAGGAAACUUGUCAUGCAUUCCCCUUCCUCCUCCCAGGAUAUGGGUGAUCAUCAAUUUGCAGUCAUUUGUUCAGAAAAACAAGCCAAAGUCUUCUCAUUGCCUUCCCAAACAUGUCUUUAUGUCCACAACAUCACCGAAACGUCCUUUUUAUUGCGAGCAGAUGUGGUCACCCUCUGUAACAGCGUCUGUCUGGCGUGCUUUUGUGCCAAUGGGCACAUCAUGACACUGAGCUUGCCCAGCCUUCGCCCGCUGCUGGACAUCAACUAUUUGCCUGUAACAGACAUGAGGAUAGCGCGGACCUUUUGUUUCACUAACGAAGGGCAAGCUUUGUAUCUCAGCUCUCCCACAGAGAUCCAGCGCCUGACGUACAGCCAGGAGAUGUGUGACAAUCUGCAGGACAUGCUUGGGGAUUUGUUUACUCCUGUGGAAACACCAGAAGCCCAAAACAGAGGCUUCCUCAAAGGACUUUUUGGAGGAAGUGGACAGGCUUUUGACAGAGAGGAGCUCUUUGGCGAGGCCACGGCAGGAAAAGCCUCUCGCAGUCUUGCCCAGCACAUCCCUGGAUCAGGCGGAAUUGAAGGUGUGAGAGGAGCCGCAGGAGGAGUCAUUGGGGACUUGACUCGUGCACGCAUUGCUCUUGAUGAGAGAGGACAGAAACUGGGAGAGCUGGAUGAAAGGACUGCGAGCAUGAUGGCCAGUGCAGAGGCAUUUUCCAAACAUGCACACGAGGUGAUGCUGAAAUACAAGGACAAAAAGUGGUACCAGUUUUAGAUUUUCAAAGCAGCUGCUUGUGGCUUUAAGACGACUGUUCAGGGAAGCAACAUUCAUUCCUAAAUCUACCAGUCACUGGCCAGAGACAGUUUUUUCUCCUAGAAGAUAUUUUCCUGUUACUAUUAUUGGAUUCAUCACAGUGGGAGUCAAGGAGAAAUUUUACAGACCAUGACACAGAAGCUAGGAAUUAUGUGGGUCUUACUCCAACAGCUGGCUCAUGCGAUAGCCAAUUUUUUUCCAAAAGGAACUCAGUCAUCACUGUGGCAUGUAGUUUUGCAGAAGCUGUAGGUAUGAACUGUGGGGAGUGCAUCUGGUUAAAAACUAUUCUGUACAAACUCGAAUGUUAAUGCACUUAUAAAACUUUGCAUGACUAAUUGACAUCUUAAAAAAAAAAAAAAGAAA